AUGGAUCAGUUAAAUGUCAAAGAACAACAAGAGUUCCAACAAAUUGUUGAACAGAAGCAAAUGAAAGAUUUCAUGAACUUGUACUCAAACUUGGUUUCGAGAUGUUUUGAGGAUUGCGUUAAUGACUUUACAUCCAACAACUUGACUUCAAAGGAGACCAGUUGUAUUGCCAAAUGUUCUGAAAAGUUCUUGAAGCAUAGUGAACGUGUUGGUCAAAGAUUCCAAGAGCAAAAGGUCAAAGAUAGACUAACUAUGGGCCUGGAAGAUGCUUAA
Molecule: messenger RNA, 273 nt
Organism: Lodderomyces theae
Lineage: Eukaryota; Fungi; Ascomycota; Pichiomycetes; Serinales; Debaryomycetaceae
Gene: TIM9
Product: protein transporter
Exons: 2
Coding region: 1-273 (90 amino acids)
Source: RefSeq, a predicted model, not a curated record